CCGAGCCGUUGCGUCCUCCAGCCCGAGGCGAGCCGGGGCGCGUGCUCUCGCGCUCUCCCAGCCCGGCCACGGGCUACAGCGGCGCAGAGUCGGCGGCGGCGGCGGCGUCAGGAGGCUGCGGGGCGCGCUCCUCCCCCUUCUGCCUUCCCUCCUGCUCCUCCUCCUGCUGCUCCUCGUCGUCGCCAGCUCGGCCCGAGCUGCGAGCGGCAAGAUGGCGGCGCCCAGGCCGCCGCCCGGCAGGCUGUCCGGUGUCAUGGUGCCCGCGCCCAUCCAGGACCUGGAGGCUCUCCGCGCGCUGACGGCGCUCUUCAAAGAGCAGCGGAAUCGAGAAACAGCACCCAGGACUAUUUUCCAAAGAGUCCUGGAUAUCUUAAAGAAAUCUUCUCAUGCCAUUGAGCUGGCCUGCAGAGACCCAUCCCAAGUGGAACAUCUGGCUUCCAGUCUGCAGUUAAUAACGGAGUGCUUCCGGUGUCUCCGGAAUGCUUGUAUUGAGUGCUCUGUGAACCAAAAUUCAAUCAGGAACUUGGAUACAAUUGGUGUUGCUGUUGAUUUGAUUCUUCUUUUUCGUGAACUUCGAGUGGAACAGGAAUCCCUGUUGACAGCUUUUCGCUGUGGUCUGCAGUUUUUAGGCAAUAUUGCCUCACGGAAUGAAGAUUCCCAGUCUAUUGUUUGGAUGCAUGCUUUCCCAGAACUCUUUUUGUCUUGCUUAAAUCAUCCAGACAAAAAGAUUGUUGCCUACUCAUCAAUGAUUUUGUUCACAUCCCUUAAUUCUGAAAGAAUGAAGGAGCUGGAAGAAAACCUCAAUAUUGCGAUUGAUGUCAUAGAAGCUCACCAGAAGCAGCCUGAAUCGGAAUGGCCGUUCUUGAUUAUUACAGACCAUUUUCUGAAAAGCCCGGAAUUGGUUAAAGUCAUGUAUGCCAAAAUGAGCAAUCAAGAAAGGGUUACGUUGUUAGACCUUAUGAUAGCCAAAAUAAUGGGUGAUGAGCCACUGAGCAAGGAUGAGAUCCCUGUGUUUUUGAGCCAUGCCGAGCUGAUUGCGAGCACUUUUGUGGAUCAGUGCAAGACUGUGCUGAAAUUGACCUCUGAGCAGCAUGCUGAGGAUGAGGAGGCGCUGGCUACAAUUAGGCUUCUUGAUGUCCUUUGUGAAAUGACUGCUAAUACUGACCUGCUCGGCUAUCUACAGGUUUUUCCUGGCUUGCUGGAAAGAGUGAUUGAACUUUUACGAGUGGUUCAUGCAGCUGGCAGCGACACCAUGAACAUCUUCAGCACCUGUGCUCGCAUGAAAGCAGAAGGCGACGUCUCACAUAUGGCUGAGGGCUUCAAGUCUCAUCUCAUUCGUCUGAUUGGAAAUCUGUGUUACAAGAAUAAAGAUAACCAAGACAAGGUGAACGAGCUGGAUGGCAUUGCCCUGAUCCUGGACAGCUGUAGCAUCGAUGACAAAAACCCCUUUCUAACCCAGUGGGUGGUGCUCGCCAUCCGAAACCUCACGGAGGACAAUAGCCAAAACCAAGAUUUGAUUGCAAAGAUGGAGGAGCAGGGCCUGGCAGACGCGUCCCUACUUAAAAAAGUGGGUUUUGAAGUUGAGAAGAGGGGUGACAAGCUGAUUCUGAAGUCUACUAGUGACACACCUCAGCUGUGAAUGAACUCUCCAUCCAAAACUCUGAAUUUUUGGAAUCUGUUUCAUGGAUUUGUCAUCUUCCGCAGUAUGUGAACUUGCGAGUGUUUGAAGAUUUAUUAAGUACAAAUUCAAGAACCUGUGAAUCUUUUAGACAAUAGAGUUAAAUGCGUAUAAGCUUAAAAGUGAAAGUACAUGAGUAUUCUGUGGUUUCUUUGCUUUAAAAAUGUAAUUGUCUGGUUUGCUUUUGUCCCCGUGGAUACAAUGUGCGUUUAAGUGAUAUAUUGUACUUACUGUGGCCGCAGAUAAUAAAUUCCUCUUGUUGAGCGCAUGUCCCUUCCUUG
Delphinapterus leucas (beluga whale) is the source of this 1959-nucleotide messenger RNA. RefSeq names its product ataxin 10 (gene ATXN10). The record is from RefSeq and is a predicted model, not a curated record. Gene Ontology annotation, cellular component: cytosol. Lineage: Eukaryota; Metazoa; Chordata; Mammalia; Artiodactyla; Monodontidae. Gene Ontology annotation, biological process: neuron projection development.